UUUUCGGUGUCAAAAACAACUGUCAAAAGAUUUUUGGUUAUUAGAAAUGUUUUCAAUUAAUAAUCUCAACCUCGUCUCAACAUGAUGCUACAACGAUUGUGUAUCUUACAUUUUUCGUAAAUUGGUAAUGGGCUUACACAUUGCUCGUUGUCACUGUGGAACUAUGAACGGUCAAGAUGAGAAGCCGGGAAAUGGUACCGAUAGCGGAAUCUACCACGAACGCCAGCAGAAGGAACUGUGUGCCAUGCAUGCACUGAACAACCUCUUUCAAGUACAAGGGGCCUUCACAAAGAAGGAUCUAGAUGAACUAUGCAACAAUAUUCGCAAUAGGUUGUCUCCAGAUGCAUUCUUCAACCCCCACCGCAGCAUCCUUGGUCUGGGCAACUAUGAUGUGAACGUCAUCAUGGCAGCGUUACAGAAGAAGGGAUACGACACGAUUUGGUUUGACAAGAGAAAGAGUAUCGACUGUCUGCAGUUUGAAAACAUCAUGGGCUUCAUUCUGAAUAUCCCGACGGAAUACAAGUGGGGCUUCGUCCGACUUCCCAUUCACCGGAAACACUGGAUCUCCAUCAAGUGCAUCAACAAUCAAUACGUGAAUCUCGACUCGAAGCUCGACUGUCCUGAAAUCAUUGGCGAUUCCGCCGCACUCAAGGAAUUCCUCCACAAUCAGCUGAUGGACAAUGAUAAAGAACUGUUGCUGGUCGUCGCCCAGGAGGUGGGCGAGACCGGCGCGUGGCGCAAGGAAUGCUGCGUGUUUCCUCCGGUGGCCACGGCCGAUGCUAUAUGUGAUUCCAAUGCCGAAAUGACUUGCGUUUCCAACGGAUCGAUGAAACAGAAAUCUCAGGAAACCUUUCCAGGCUCAAAUUAACAAAUAAUUUACAUAAUACAUUAUUAUUAUUAUUAUUAUUAUUAUUAUUAUUAUUAUUAUAACUAUUAUAUGCAUGAGUGCCAACCUAAACCCAAUCAUGUGGAUUCAUUUGUGUUGUUGACAUCAUUUUUCUUCUCUAUCUAGAGGAGAGUAUGCGAGCAGGAUUUGUACAAAGCAUGUGUUCCUUAGCUUCUUCUGCUUGACAGCGUACUAAUCUAUAACUUCCAGACGACAGUAGCACUAGAUGAUACUUAACGAUACAUAGUACUUUAUACUAGUACUAAUACUACUUUAUUUUUAAAAUUCAAAUGCUGUGGGGAGCCAGGGCCCAUAUUUUCGAAGCCAUCUUAGCACUACGAAAUCGUAAAACUGUCGUAGGUUGUGACGUCACUACAACACACGCCAUAGUGAUGUCAUAGCUUACGACGAUUUUGCAGGCUAAGAUAUCUUCAAAAAUAUGUGCCCAGGGCUAGCUCUGGCACUCGACAAUUGCGAAUUUUGAAAACAGUUGGCGAAUUUUAUUUUAGUUUGGCGAAAUAAUUUCAUGUAAUAAUUGACAUUCGUUUAAAAAAUAACUUGACAAUUUCUGCUAUUUUUAAAGUUUAAUAGACAAUUUGGCGAAUUGUUUGCUCACCCAGAGCUAAAUAUUGCUCUCCUUGAACUGGUCUCAGGGGAGUGAUGAGGAACCAGAGGGAUAGCUCCCCUGACCGGUCUCGCUAGUGUCGUGGUUACGCCAUCGGACAUAAGGCUGGUAGAUACAGGGUUUGCAACCCGGUACUGGCUCCCACCCAGAGCGAGUUUUAACGAUUCAUCAGUGGGUAGGUGUAACUGUAAGACCACUA
Molecule: messenger RNA, 1710 nt
Organism: Gigantopelta aegis
Lineage: Eukaryota; Metazoa; Mollusca; Gastropoda; Neomphalida; Peltospiridae
Product: josephin-2-like
Exons: 4
Coding region: 128-868 (246 amino acids)
Biological process (GO): protein deubiquitination
Molecular function (GO): cysteine-type deubiquitinase activity
Source: RefSeq, a predicted model, not a curated record